Messenger RNA from Felis catus (domestic cat), 2688 nucleotides. RefSeq names its product mitotic arrest deficient 1 like 1 (gene MAD1L1). Gene Ontology annotation, cellular component: nuclear envelope; kinetochore; mitotic spindle. The transcript is spliced from 9 exons. Gene Ontology annotation, biological process: mitotic spindle assembly checkpoint signaling; attachment of mitotic spindle microtubules to kinetochore. The record is from RefSeq and is a predicted model, not a curated record. The coding region runs from base 1487 to 2410 and encodes 307 amino acids. Lineage: Eukaryota; Metazoa; Chordata; Mammalia; Carnivora; Felidae.
CUGAGCCAAAGUCGGACGCCUAACCGACUGAGCCGCGCAGGUGCCCCUGAGGCAGGUUCCCUUUCUGACUGGGAACCUGACUGGCCAGGUUCCCUUUCUGACUGCCAGCCUGGGCCCCGUUGCCUUCCCAUUGCCUCUCGGCCGAUGCGAUGUGUCUGUGACAUCCAGGACUGGGCAGCGGGCCCCACCAGGUACUGGGGGCUGAAGCCCUCUUGUGAUUUAAGGGGGGAUUUAAGCACGCGGAGCUGGCAGCCAGCAGACUAAGACGUGGGCGUCCUGUGCCCCGGCUUGCCUCUUGGCUGCUACCCGCUCUUGCUGGGGAACUUUCUGGUUUGACCCCCUCAUGGAUGUGUGGGCAUCAUGCUCCUACGUGGGGGGACCCGGGGCUUCUCAGACUCCCCCAAGGCCGUCCCCACCAAGCCUGUGCUCAGGGCGGCUUGUCCGUGGCUCCUUAUCCCUGAGCUUGGCUGGACGGCGGCUCGGCCUUGCGUGUAUGAGCGAGGGGACGCUGCCGGUCUUGUAGUUACAUUGCCGGUUGUCAGAACGCUGUUUCAAGGCACUCGUGAGCUCCCACCUGGGUCCCGUGGAUCUGGAGUUGAUCUCAGUUCUCGAUUAUUAACUUGGCCUGUGCACAGCGUCAAGUUGAAUCAGAACUGAAAAUAGCCUCUUAACGGGCCGGUUUCAAAUGACUGUUUUUACCUGUCUUUUGUCUUACUUCACGUCUUUGCGGGGCACCAAGAGGAGUCAGGUGCGGCCGGUCACCGUUCCCUUGAACCCUUGAGCUACUGACGGGGGUUCCCGCGCUGGGCCGGCCCAGCCUCCUACCCGCUCCCUCUGUGACUCAUGCGCACGCUCAGACUGAACUACGAGAUGAGAGCAGAAACCGCACACUCGUGCGGGAGGGAAGUGGGCUUGGCGCACGCCGCCUCCGAAGACAGCGUCCACCGCCGUCCCCGGGAAGUGAGGUUUCCUUCAGGUCGUGGGGUCAAAGCGGAAAGGACGCGGUGGGAGGCCAGGUGUGACGUGAGCCCACGGGCGCCCUCCCCGGCGUGGCCCCGGCUCACCGUGCCGCCUGCGUGAGCGCCACGUGCGUCAGCUCUCAGCACAUCCUGAAGACACCGUGUUUCUGCAUUUCCUUCGGAAGAGGUGCCUCCCGGCCCUGCGGGGUCCGGGGACGCCUCCCCUCGCGGCCCCUCCCCUGGUCAUCGUCUCCUCCGUCAGGCCGCGGGGACGGCCACCCUGCGUGCAGAAUCGCGAGGCUGUGUGGUCUCGGGAGUCGGGUUGUCCACGAGCGCUGGGUGCCGGCUGCCGUUUGCUGUUUAGGAACAGCGCCCGUGGGCUGGAGAAGGUCCGGCAGCAGCUCCAGGAGGAGGUCCGCCAGGCCAGCGGCCAGCUGCUGGAGGAGAGGAAGAGGCGGGAGACACAGGAGGCCCUGGCCCGGAGACUCCAGAAGCGGGUCCUGCUGCUGACGAAGGAGCGAGACGGCAUGCGUGCCAUCCUGGGGUCCUACGACAGCGAGCUGACCCCGGCCGAGUACUCGCCCCAGCUGACCCGUCGGAUGCGUGAGGCCGAGGACAUGGUCCAGAAGGUGCACGCGCACAGCUCGGAGAUGGAGGCUCAGCUGUCCCAGGCCCUGGAGGAGCUGGGAGGCCAGAAGCAGAGAGCAGACAUGCUGGAGGUGGAGGUGAAAAUGCUGCAGUGCCAGACCAGCGCCUCCGAGCGGGGCUUCCCGGUCUCCAGGGAGGAGGUGAGCUCGCUCAGAUUGAAGAUUGAGGAGCUGGAAGGGGAACGCGGCCGCCUGGAGGAAGAGAAGAAGACGCUGGAGGCGCAGCUCGAGCGGCUGACCCUGCAGGGCGGCUACGACCAGAGCAAAACCAAGGUGCUGCACAUGAGCAUGAACCCGGCCAGCGCGGCGAAGCAGAGGCUCCGCGAGGACCAGGCCCGGCUGCAGGAGGAGUGUGAGCGGCUGCGGGAGCUCGUGCGUGCCCUGGAGCGGGGCGGCCCCGUCCCCGCCGACCUGGAGGCCGCCGCGGGUCUGCCCUCGUCCAAGGAGGUGGCAGAGCUGAAGAAGCAGGUGGAGAGUGCCGAGCUGAGAAACCAGCGGCUGAAGGAGGUCUUUCACACAAAGAUCCAGGAGUUCCGGAAGGUCUGCUACGCGCUCACGGGCUACCAGAUAGAUGUCACCACGGAGAGCCAGUACCGGCUGACGUCCAUGUACGCCGAGCACAAGGCCGACUGCCUCAUCUUCAAGGCCACGGGACCCUCGGGCGCCAAGAUGCAGCUCCUGGAGACGGCCUUCUCACGCACGGUGCCGGAGCUCAUCGAGCUGCACCUCCUGCGCCAAGACAGCAUCCCCGCCUUCCUCAGCGCCCUCACGCUCGACCUCUUCAGCCGCCAGACGGUGGCCUAGCCCGCGGCUCACGCGCAAGAGGGCAGCCGGCAGGUCCCGGGCCCACCCCGCCUCCCGCCACACGGCCCCACAGACCCAGGCGGCCCGCACCUGUGGCCGGCAGGGGAGAGGCCGCACCCUCCUUCUCGCCCAGGACGUUCGGUGCCGCCGCUCCGGGGGUGGCCCGGGGGGGGGGGGGGCCCGCUUCCGGCCCCCUCCCCAGUGUGUACCCCGCCCACACGCCGCUCAAACCCGGCAGAGUCCCUGCUCCGUAUGAAAUAAAGUUUGCUCCUCGGCCA